Tachyglossus aculeatus (Australian echidna) is the source of this 2402-nucleotide messenger RNA. RefSeq names its product syncytin-1-like. The record is from RefSeq and is a predicted model, not a curated record. The coding region runs from base 1 to 1992 and encodes 663 amino acids. The transcript has a single exon. Lineage: Eukaryota; Metazoa; Chordata; Mammalia; Monotremata; Tachyglossidae.
AUGAUUUCGUGGCGCAUGGUCCCUGUGCUGACCCUCAUCUUCCUUGCCAUGGCAACCGUGCUGUCUCUUCUCCUGCUGCUGCUUCCUGGGACCCAGGGCGGCUUCGAGACCCCCGACCGCGCCGCGCUCAGCCGUACCCUCUUUGGCAGCCCCUGCGACUGCAAGGGCGGUAUGCUCUCCGUGCGCCCCGCGUCGUAUACACGUUCGGUUGAUUGCACCACAAAAAUGGCCUACCUUGCCUACCGCCACACCAUUACAGGGACCUCCAAGCAAUCGUGGGAAUGUGUAACCAAGCCCCGGGUAAUCCCUGCAAUUGGCGACCAGCCUGGGCUCUGCCCCUCCGGCUGCGUCUACCUCCAGGCCCUACACUCCACCUGUUACGAUUCUGUCCAACGGUGCACGGGCCCGCAGGAUCAGCCCUUGCCCACUGCCAUACAGCAAAGGGACUAUGCUGGCACCUUCGGAGGUGAGUGGGGGUCUGACCCCCAUUCCAGCAAAUAUGCUCAGGCCCCCUGCGACAGGAACAAUGUCGGAAAGACCGUUUGUUGGCCCCUCCAGGCCCCUAUCCACCUCUCUGAUGGGGGUGGCCCUACGGAUCAGGUCAGAGAAUCCCGGGUAAGUGCUCGUGUGGAGGAGAUAAUUAAAAGUCUUUAUCCCUCCUUGCACUAUCACACCCUCGCCUUGCCAAAACCCCGGGGUACGGACCUCGAUGUCCACACCUCGGAGAUCCUAGCGGCCACGCUCCGGGCCCUUAACCAUACCAACCCAGACCUGGCUGCUAGCUGCUGGCUAUGCAUGACCCUCGGCACACCCAUGCCCCUGGCCCUUGUGUCCGAGAACGCCUCCCUCUCGGAGAAUUGCACGCUCAGUCCGCCUUUUAGGGUGCAGCCCGUUAGCCUCGACUCCCUCCCUCCCCCCUGUACCCAAGCCCCUUUUCAAAAUUCCAGUUUUGACAUCGAUGUUGGGCGCGCCCCCUUUGUCAACUGCUCGGUGACUGUCAACCUCUCCUCCUCGGCUAUGCGCUGCCCCAGACCGGGCCAGGUUUUCGUGUGCGGGGGUAAUCAGGCCUUCACCGCGCUACCCCAAAAUUGGACAGGCCUGUGUGUUCAGGCAUCGCUUCUGCCGGACAUUGACAUUAUUUCGGGUACUGAGCCCGUCCCCCUGCCCAGCUUGGAUUACAUAGCUGGUAGAUCCAAGAGGGCUGUCGUACUCAUCCCCUUGCUCGUCGGCCUCGGAGUUACAGGGGCUUUGGCCACUGGCUCCGCCGGGUUGGGGGUGGCCCUAGACUCAUAUCGAAAGCUGUCCACCCAAUUAAUCAGUGAUGUGCAGACCCUCUCUGAGACUAUUCACGAUCUCCAAGACCAAAUCGACUCCCUUGCGGAGGUCGUCCUGCAAAACCGGAGAGGGUUGGAUCUGCUCACAGCAGAACAGGGGGGGAUCUGCCUAGCCCUGCAAGAAAAAUGCUGCUUCUACGCCAAUAAGUCCGGCAUAGUUCGGGACAAGAUCAGGAAAUUGCAGGAAGACCUGGUCAAGCGUCGUCGCGAGCUCUUUGAGAAUCCCCUUUGGAGUGGCUUGCGUGGCGUCCUUCCUUAUCUCCUUCCUCUCCUUGGGCCCCUGUUCGGUUUCCUCCUCCUUCUUUCCUUUGGGCCUUGGGCUUUUAACAAACUAACCUCUUUCGUUAAGUCUCAGAUCGAGUCCUCUCUCAGGACGCCUGUCGGUGUCCACUACCACCGCCUCGAUUCACAGGAUGACCCUGUGGAUUCUCUCGAAGACGGCUUUCGACUCUCUACUCUCGCGCAGCCUGAUUCUCGGUGCGCUAGGAUGUGGCGCUCCUUUCAGGAGAAAUGCCACCUGACAGCUGUGAGACGGCCGAUGACGGGAAUAUUGAGGCCCCAUGGCAGACCCCAGGCGCGGCUGCAGUCGCACCCCAUGACGGGAAUAGAGCGGGGCCGCCAGGGCCAGGCUGCUGCGGGACCUCCCCGCUUAGCCUAAGACAGGGGCGCUGCCUAUACGCUGCAGUCGCACCCCAUGACGGGAAUAGAGCGGGGCCGCCAGAGCCUGGUCCUCGCGGAGCCACCCCGCUUAGCCUAAGACAGGGGCGCUGCCCGCAGCCACUCUGCCCAUGGAAAUCAGCCUCAUAGCCUAAGCCAGGCUUUCUCUAUAUACUCUGAGAGGGGGAGAUGUUGGGGACCACCUGUCAUGUAAGGCCCCUGGCCUACCCCUGCAAAGGCACCGCACCCCGCCUGCCAGUUCCAGGAAGGGCCUAACCACGAGAUGUCCUCAUCAGCAGAUGUUCCAACGGCGAUAAGCUCCGGAAAGCCCCUGAAGCAAACUUCCUGAUUGCCGCACCUCCCCCCACGCUCUAUAUAUACAUGUAGUGUGCAAAAAUAAAGUUGACUCUU